CGCUGGUGGCUGGCUUGGCUGAUGCUGUUGGUGCUCGCAGCCCGGAGAAGGGUUCCGACCCCCUGUGACAGAGGCGUGUUUCAAAAAAUGCCGCAGGUAAAUAAAGAAAGCGAGAGGUUCCGGCCAACCAAGGAGGGCUUUAUUCCACCAGACGACAGACAGCAACUUUUCUGUGAGGACUGUCAAGAGUUCUUUGAGAACAGCUGCCCAGUGCAUGGUUUACCGUCUUUUAUAAGAGAUACGCCAGUCGAGCUUGGAUUACCCUGCCGGGCCUUCUACACACUUCCUGCUGGCUUGGCAGCAGGACCUUCCCAGACUCAGGAAAAUCAGCUGGGCAUUUGGUGUGUUUCCAAGGCACUUCCCAGAGGAAUAUUCUUUGGACCUCUAGAAGGAAAACUGGAAUGUUACGAUGUGGUUGGAAGAACAUCUUUAAUUUCAAAGGAGCUUGGAGACAGUGGUGAAAAAGCAGGAGAAACUGAGGUCAACCAGUCACUCUCAAAUUGGAUGAGAUAUGCAAACAAGGCAAGAACAAAAGAAGAGAGCAAUGCAGUCAUUUUCCAGUUUUAUGGGAAGAUUUACUACCGGGUUUGUAAAAAUAUUGAAUUGGGCCAGGAGCUUCUCUUGUGGCCUGAGGAGAAUCUUGUUCAAUCAGCACAGGGGCUAAGUAACACACAGAAGGACAAUGAUGUUGUCAAUACUUGCACAGAUGUAUUGGAUAAAGAGCUUGAGGACAGAAUAUCGACAGAUGGUGCUGAAAAGUCAGCUGAGGUACCUCCGUCUGUGCAACUGUGCACCAAGCUAACUGUAGCAGUAAAGGACAUGGAGCGUAAGGAUGUGGUGAAAGUAGAUCAGCCUGUUAAAAGGUCGCAGCGGCUUCAAAUCAAACAUGAAAUUCAGAACAAACUGUCAAAGAAGAAAGUGAAUCGGUUUGCCUUGAAGAAGCUCAAAUCAAGAUUAACUGAGGAGGUAGUGCUCCCAGUUAGUUCCUCCAAACAGGAUGACAAGAAGCAGAUUGAUCCUGGGAUUGACAAAAAGGCACAAGAUGCCAGUAACAUUAAGGCUAAAAGGCUGAAGAAAAAUUAUCAGUUUGGACUUGGUGAGAGGACUUUGCGAUCAUUAAUAUGCAAGAAGACUCUUCGAAGUCCUCCAGUUCGAAGAGCUCGAAUGAUACACACUGGACUCGAUUCAGACAGACUGAAAGUGCAGGUAACACAAGAGGACAUACUGAAAAAGAGGAAAACAAAGUUGAGACACAAUCAGAAGAGGAAUAUUGACAGCCUAGAUGAAUGCUGUGAACAAAAUACAGAGACCAAGUCAACUGACAAUUGUGGGGAAGCAAAAUCAGGUGGAGAUUUGCCCUUGUGUAAUAUGAAGGGGGAUGGGCAAAAACCUCCAGUAGAAAAUGGAGAUCAUGUUCAUGCAAAGGAUAAUCUCACACCUACGAACAAAUCGGGGGGAAGUAAGAAGUUUUGUCGGCGCAACAGUUCCCAGAUUGACCCCAGUGAAAGGAGGUACCAGUGUGAUGACUGUGGGAAAGGUUUCAUUCAGUUAUGUCACCUGAAGAAACAUCGUUUCACACACACAGGGUACAAACCGUACAUGUGCAAUGAAUGUGGGAAGCGCUAUAGCUCUGAGGAGAGUUUUAAAGCCCAUCAGAUGCUGCAUAGAGGAGAGCGUCCAUUCAAAUGUCAGCAAUGCGAUAAGGCCUAUGCAUUGAAACGAGAUCUUCGAGAGCAUGAGCGGGUUCACUCAGGCGAACGUCCAUUUGUAUGCAAUGAGUGUGGAAAGGCAUUCGCCAGGCCACCAUCACUCCGGAUUCACAAGAAGCUGCAUCGCCUGAAGGCCAUGAACAUUGGCAACCCACGGGCAUGUCGCUGUAGUGUGUGCGACAAAGAGCUGGCCAAUCCCGGCUCACUGAAGAACCACAUGAGGCUGCACACGGGCGAAAAGCCAUUUACUUGCACGUACUGCGGCAAAGCCUUCAGGCAGAUUGGCAACCUCCGUGGACAUCAGCGCAUCCACACUGGGGAGAAACCAUACAAGUGUGACGACUGUGGUGAGUUUUUCUCACAGCUGCCUGAACUACGCAGGCACCGCAUUUCACACACAGGGCAGGUCUACCUCUGUACGAUAUGUGGCAAAACGUUGAGGGACCCGCAUACCUUCAGGGCUCAUGAGCGCCUGCAUACGGGUGAACGACCCUUUAAAUGCGAUCAGUGUGGUAAGGCUUACACCCUUGCAACCAAGCUCCGGAGACAUCAGAGAAUCCACUUGACUGAAAAGCCGUUUAAAUGUGACAUCUGUGGCAAAGGGUACACAAUGACUCAGAGCUUAAAGAGGCACAGGCUGUCUCACAAGAAAAGUGAAGCACGAAGUGUAGGGGAGGUCGCUGAAGCCAUCGCCUCUUUGGAGAAAGAAAGUUCUGAAAGUAAACCUCCUGCAGAAACAUCAAAACAAAUUAGAAAAGUGGGUUUAAAGGCGGCUGGUCAAGAGAGCAACAGCCCUCUCAGAAAUGAAAGUGUUGUUUUCAACCUUUACGUGCACACCAUUGAAAUGGUAGAAAUCCCAAAUGAGGAACAGGAGGAGAGUGUAAAGGCAGGUACUGAAGGCCAGAGUGCAAGUGAACAGAGUAUUACAUUCCAGCAGGUGGAGCACAAUUUAACUCCGGAGUCAGGAGAAGUGGUCAAAGACAAUUUGCAAGAUGCAUUCACUCAGGCGGGAAGUCAACAACGUGCGAAUGGAGAUAUCAUAGAAAUAAUUAUAGCAGACUCAGAAGAUUACACUGAUGAAGUCACUUCCAGAAAUUGUGCUGCAAUAGAGCAAGAGAAAUUGGCCAACAAUGCUGUUGUUAUUGAAGAGGACAAUGGGUUUAAUAUUGUAGCUGAGAUAGUAGAAAUAUCAACUGGAAGUUGAGUUCCAUUAACAAUGUCUUUAUUAACAUGUUCAACUUUGUACAUGAAACUGAAGCAGUUACAUUUUAGAUCGUGCCUGACACAAAUGAAGCUCUAUAGUACAAGUGAUUUGACUGCCGUUGAUUGAAAAGACUUAUGGCAGCAUCCUUGCACUCAAACUCCACACGUUUCUUUGUAAGUGCAUUAUGUAAAUCAUUAUAGGUUUUUAUAGUGGAUUUAUUUAUAAUCCUGUGCCAGAAUUAUUUGAUGAUGAAGUGCGUGAGCAAUGGCUGUCAGACUAACUCAAAUGCCGCGAAGAUUUCAAUACAAAACUAAUUAAUUUUGCAGCUGAAGGACAAAAAGCAGUUGAACCACUUGCCUCUGGUCACUUUUGUUAAUGUUGCAAUAUGCACUAAGCUAACAUUUCCUGGUUAUGACAUGUAGUGUCUCUGUCUAAACAUGCAAGAUAAAUUAAAAUUAUUAAAAAUAAUAAUUAAAAAUAUCAAUGAUAAUCAAUUACCAAAAAGGCAUUCUGCUUGGGGGGGUGGGGUAUGGAAAGGAAUAUAUUGAUUUCAUGCAAUCCUCAAAAAAAAAAACCAUAAUGUAGAUUUGUUGAAAGUAACAGCUGAAAUAAUGUCAAAACAUGUCUUAGGGUUUGAGUGAUAACCGGAGAUUAAUGCUAAUGAGUUCCCGACACUGGGUUGGUAAUCCAGAGGUUUUGAUUAACAGCAUGGAGAACAUGGGUUCAGAUGCCAGGUUAAGAAUCUGAAUUCAUUUCAAACCUGGAAGUAAAAGAAAACACUGCUAUC
Messenger RNA from Mobula hypostoma (lesser devil ray), 3700 nucleotides. It is a transcript of the gene znf408, whose product is annotated as zinc finger protein 408. The transcript has 7 exons. The record is from RefSeq and is a predicted model, not a curated record. Bases 22 to 2913 code for a protein of 963 amino acids. Gene Ontology annotation, cellular component: nucleus. Gene Ontology annotation, biological process: regulation of gene expression. Lineage: Eukaryota; Metazoa; Chordata; Chondrichthyes; Myliobatiformes; Myliobatidae.